CGUUAUAAAGAAACUGAAAAUAAAAAGAGAAAUGAUAACGAAGGAGAAGUCCAGCAAUUAACCAGUCAACAAGCAAAUAAAAAGGUUAAAACGAAACUGUUAAAAAGGAAGUCACCUUUAGUGCCACCUAUAAAUGGUAUGGUUGAUCCUUAUAUACUACAAAGAUUUUUUGAUCAACCUGCGAAUAUUAUGAAUGGCCAACUAAUUGCGAUGAAUCUAAAAUUCGGGCAAGCU
Molecule: messenger RNA, 234 nt
Organism: Funneliformis geosporum
Lineage: Eukaryota; Fungi; Glomeromycota; Glomeromycetes; Glomerales; Glomeraceae
Source: the annotation of a GenBank genome assembly